Messenger RNA from Anoplophora glabripennis (Asian longhorned beetle), 5136 nucleotides. It is a transcript of the gene CLIP-190, whose product is annotated as CAP-Gly domain-containing linker protein 1. The record is from RefSeq and is a predicted model, not a curated record. NCBI's taxonomy places the organism in Eukaryota, Metazoa, Arthropoda, Insecta, Coleoptera, Cerambycidae. The transcript is spliced from 16 exons. Gene Ontology annotation, biological process: cytoplasmic microtubule organization. The coding region runs from base 190 to 4995 and encodes 1601 amino acids. Gene Ontology annotation, cellular component: cytoplasm; microtubule plus-end; nucleus. Gene Ontology annotation, molecular function: microtubule plus-end binding.
UCGUCUCGUUUCUUCUCCUCGGUAACGGGACGACUGGCUCAGUCCCUCCAUUUACAGCAUCUCAUUCAUUUGUUUCGUACUGGGUGCCGGCCUACUGUGUGACAAGCGCGCUGGAAGUACCAUUCGCUGCGAAGCAGUGCUGCUGUUUGUAUUUUAUUUAUCUCAGGAUACUGCGACCCACCAGAUUUAAUGCCCACAGUCGGUUUCACAGAACCGGAUAUGAGUUACGGGGAUAGUUCAGACGAUUCACUUAGAAGAGUGACAGACGAAUUUGGCCGCCACAAGCUAACAGAUGUUUUGGAGGAAAAUGAGGAGGAUGGUUUUGGCCGUUCUUUCAAUUAUCCUGUAAUUCGCAAACGAUAUUCUUCCACUGGUAGCAAUGCUUCCUCCAUGGACGGUCUGUGGGACAUCCAUCCUAGGCGUCUGAGUGAGGCAGGACUCAGCCGUCACGCAGAUUCCAGCGCUAUCCUCACCGAGGACACAGACAGUUUCAUAAUUGGUCAAAGGGUAUGGGUUUCGGGUACCAAACCAGGGCACAUAGCCUUUAUAGGCGAGACUCAGUUUGCACCUGGGGAAUGGGCUGGUAUCGCCUUAGAUGAACCCAUUGGCAAAAAUAAUGGUUCUGUGGGUGGUAUUCAUUACUUCCAGUGUGAGCCUAAGAAGGGGGUAUUUUCAAGAUUGACCCGACUCACUAGGGUGCCAUUGGCACAAGAAGGGAUGGGUUCCGGUGACACCUACAUUGCCUCCACCCCUUCCCCAGUGGGUAACGGUGUCAGAAGAAGUCCCAUAUCACCCACUGGUAGCACAAAGGGUCUGCUAAGGUCUCCAAUGUCUAUAAGUGGUUCUAAUAAUAGUCUAGCUUCAUCAGUCUCACACGUGAUAGAUUAUAAAGUGGGUGACCGAGUUAUAAUAAAAAGCAGUCAAGGGUCCAAGGUUGGUACCGUGAGGUAUAUUGGCACCACCGAGUUUGCCAACGGGGAAUGGGUGGGUGUUGAACUGGAUGAUCCCAGGGGUAAGAAUGAUGGAUCAGUCAAUGGGAAAAGGUAUUUCGAAUGCAGGCCUAACUUCGGACUCUUUGCCCCCGCUUCGAAGGUAAGCAAGUCACCUUCUAAAAUUAAGCCGAGUGCCUGCCAGGUUCACUCGGGAAGCGGCCUGCCACCUACCGGCUUGAAAAGAACUAAUUCUAAAGACUCCAUGCAGUCGAACCUGUCGAUGAUUAGUACAGCAUCUAGCGUUAGAAGGGAUGUUCUGAAAGAAAAACAACAACACAUCGAACAGCUUCUGAAAGAAAGAGAUCUAGAAAGAGCCGAAAUCACCAGAGCCGCAAGUCAGGCUGACGAAGCUGAACAAAAAUUGGCCACGUUACGACAAGAAUAUGAAAAAUAUCGAGCGGAAUGUGAGGUUAAGCUUCAAGAGCACAUGAACUUGUUGAACAAAUUGAAAGAAGACAGAAAUGAACUAGUCGCGCAAUUAGAGGAUGAAAGGCGGAAAAAUGAAGACCUGCUCUUCCGUUUGGAAGAAGCUUCUAUAACCAAAGAUGAUAUUGAGGACACAAAUGAAGGCAACAUCAGCAAAAUCAAGGAACUGGAGGAACAGUUAUCAAAAGAAAGGGACAAAGUUGACAACUUGGAAACAGAAGCCAACAAGCUGUUUGAAGCGGAAGAGAACCUCUGCAAAGCCAAAGAAGAAAUAGAAUGUCUUAGGAACCAGUUAAAAGAAGCUAGGAGCAUCCAGAUUUCACUGGAAGGCGACAGUGCUUCCACAUCCGUACUCAUAUCAUGUCUACAAAAGGAAUCAGACCAGUACAAAAAGGACCUCGAAGAAAGGGUGGAAACAAUCAGCAUACUGAAACAAGAAAUAUCUAAGCUUAAUUCAGAAAUGAAGAAACAUUUGGAAGAAAGUGGAAACAGAGUUUCGGAAUUUGAAUCUGUUUGUUCAAGCAAGAACCAAGAAAUAGCUAAUUUGAAGAUAGAAUUAGAACAAAUCAGCAAACUGGUCCAAGAGAAAGUAGAAGCUUUGGAAAAGGUUACCACUGAGAAACUGGAAUCUGAAACUGCUUUGGAGAAGGAAAUUGAAAAGCUGAAAAUGCAAUUAAGUUCCAAAACUUUAGACAUGGAAAAUAUAUCUGAACAAAUUAAAGCAAAAGAAAGCAGUAUAGCUAAACUACAAACAAACUUAGAGCUCGCGAUAACUAAUUUAGAGGCUAAGAACAAAGAUCUUGACAAAUAUAAAGACAGUUUAGGUAAUAUAGAGACAGGUUUGAGAGGAGAACUUGAAUCACUAAAAAAUCAGUUAAAACAAAAGUCUAGUGAGUACGAUAAAAUGAUGAGUAACAUGUCUACAGAGGUGACUGAAAGAGAAAAGAAGAUUGAAGAAAAUAAUGCCACUAUAACUGCAAACCUUGAACAAAUAAGGAAGUUAACUGAUGAUUUAGAAAGUCUUAAAAAAACCUAUGAAGAAACUACUGCUGAACUACAAAGCAGUUUCGGAAAAGAUUUGGAAGAAAAGAAUGGCCAAUUGAAACAGUUAGCUGAAGAAUUUAAGCAAAUAACUGAAGAAAACAAGAAAAAUGUAGAGAAUUACAAUGAUAUUAAAAGUAAUUAUACAAAGAAGUGUGAAGACCUAGACAAAAUAAAAGCAGAAUUAGAGUCUGUAAGGAAAGAACUUGAAGACAACUUGAGUAAUAAAACUGCAGAAUUACAAAAAUCAUCUGAAUUACUUAAAGAGAAAGAAAACCAGAUUCAAGUGUUGCAAACUGAGUUACAAACAACAAAAGUUGAUUUAGAAUCUGUUUCCAGCAAUUUAGUCCAGUAUCAAAGUAAUUUGAGUGACGUGGAAGCCAAUUUGAAGAAAGAAAGAGAUGAAAUAAAGGAAACGUUAAAAAUGAAAAUAAUAGAAUUAGAAGAUGUAAAAAAAGAAUUUUCAGAGAAGCUUUCAGAAAAGGAUAAACAAGUGGAAGAACUUUCAACAACUCUAACAAACAAAAGUGAAGAUAUUGAAAAGUUAGUAAAAGAUCUGACCAGUUUGAAGGAAUCUCAAGAAACUGAGAGAAAGAAUAUACUCGAAGAAUAUAAUAAGAACAUUCUACAAAGAGAUGAAAAAUUGACAUCUCUCUCCACUGAAGUUCAAAAUAAAAUUGAAGAAAUAACUGACCUGUCUUUGAAGUUGCAACAGUUAGAAAAUUCCGAUAAAGGAAAAGACAUCCUAAUAGAGAAUAUGCGUAAAGACAUUGAAGAAAAAUCGGAGCAGCAUAAAUCGGAAUCUGAAACCGUUUUGAAACUAACAGCAGAAAUCAAAACUCUAUCUCAAACUAAACAAGAUCUAACAUCAAAAGUAACGGACCUGGAGAAAGUACGUGUGAAUUUGGAAACCUCGAAUAAACUAUAUGAAAAUGAUAUUGAAAGCUUAAAUAAGGAAUUGGCUGCCAACGCCGAGAGUAUCAAACAAAAAGAAGAGGCAGUGAAAACACUGGAAAGUGAAUUAGUUUCAGUGAAGGACAGUUUAGAGAAAACAUCCAACGAUUUAGUACAGUAUCAGAAUAAUUUAAGUGAUGUAGAAACCAAUCUUAAAAAAGAAAAAGAUGAGGCACAAACUUCUUUGCAAGCAAAAGCAAAUGAAUUGGAAAUGGUUAAGAAUGAGUUAAUAGGAAAGACAUCUGAAAUCGAAGCCAAGCUUGAAGCAGCUACAAAAGCUGUUAGUGAUAAAAAUGAAGAAUUAGUUAAAUUAAAUAAUGAAAUAAACGUCCUUAAGAAUGAAAAUGAAAAGGCUAUAAAAGAUUUGGAAACUGAAGAAAAACAUAAAAAACAAUUAGAAGAUAUAGAAAUUAAAGUUUCUGAUUUACUCACGGAAAUCGAGAACAAAGAUACAGAAAUCACUAAACUAUCUCAAGCUAUUGUAACAUUUGAAGAAAAUAUUAAUGUGAAAAAUAAAGAAUUAGAUAUUUCACAAGAUGAAAUAGAGACUCUGCAAAAGGAACGUCAGUCUACCAAAGUCAUCAUUCUCAAUCUAAAGAAAAAAAAUGAUGAACUGGAAUCCAGCAAUGAAGAAUUUAAGAAACUAUUGAUGGAGUCUACGAAACAAUUAAACGAGUUAUUUAGUAAAAAGGAAAAAGCAGAAGAUGAUCUGAAAUCAGUAGCCUCUUCUGCUGGUGAUGCAAAUUCGAAACUGAAUGAAAUAACUAAAAAACUGCAAGAGAAGGAUGCCAUUCUAGAAGCGACAAAAUCAGAGUUGCAGGCUAAGCUAGAUACAGCGGAAAACACAGUGAAAACAUUAACAGAAAACAAUAAAGAAUUGGGAAUGGUCAUGGAGAAGCAGAAAGUGGAGUAUGAAGAUAAACUUAAGAUUGCUUUAGAAUCGGAAGAGACACUAAAGGAUAUUAUAGCAGCCUCAAGUGCCGAUUCGGAUAUGAUCAAAGAUUUACAGAAAAAUCUUGAAAAUGCCAGGACCAACCUUUCCGAUAAAGAUAAACAAUUAACAGCACAAAAUACAGAGAUUCUGAAACUCAAGGAAGAAUUAACUAAGGUCCAGCAACAACAAAAUAACGUUAAUAGUGUGGAUAAUUCAGACCCGAAUUCUGCUGCCAUUAAAUCCAAACCUGAUUACAAACAGCUGCUGGAGGAGAAAUUGUUCGCUGAAAACCAGGUAGCUUUCUUGAAUACAAUCAUUGUGGACAUGCACAGAAAGAAUGAGGAACAAAAGGCGCGGAUCGAAAUCUUAGAGAUGGGCUACAGUUCUUCCGCUGCUGAUGAGCUUGCUGCUCUUGGAUUCAAGCCGGAUAGUAAACAACCAACUCCACGAAUGUAUUGUGAUAUAUGUGAAGAAUUCGACCUUCACGAGACUGAAGAUUGCCCCACUCAGGGCGAGGAUGAACCACCACCAGUUAAUCCUCAAUUAGGAGACAAACCUAAGGAGAAGCCUCCGCCUAGGCCUUAUUGCGAUAUUUGUGGUGUCUUUGGACAUGCUACUGAAAACUGCACGGAAGAUCAGGAGUUUUAGCAAAAAAUAAUGUACAUAUGGUGCCUAUUUAUUAUUAAAAAUAAAUUAAUUCCAAACGUGUUAUUCGUUGAACUUGUAUGUAAAGUUUUGUUAAUUAGUCGUCGUCAAAAGUAAAAUUAAUAAAACCAUUCUAUUUUAGUA